This is a messenger RNA of Calypte anna (Anna's hummingbird), 3484 nucleotides long. RefSeq names its product zinc finger CCCH-type and G-patch domain containing (gene ZGPAT). The record is from RefSeq and is a predicted model, not a curated record. The transcript has 6 exons. Gene Ontology annotation, biological process: regulation of transcription by RNA polymerase II; negative regulation of DNA-templated transcription. Gene Ontology annotation, cellular component: nucleus. Gene Ontology annotation, molecular function: RNA polymerase II cis-regulatory region sequence-specific DNA binding; DNA-binding transcription factor activity, RNA polymerase II-specific; metal ion binding. The coding region runs from base 19 to 1653 and encodes 544 amino acids. Lineage: Eukaryota; Metazoa; Chordata; Aves; Apodiformes; Trochilidae.
GCUUUCCCCGCGGGGACCAUGGAUGAGGAGAGUCUGGAAGCGGCCAUCGAGAGCUACAACGCGCAGCUGCAGCAAGUGGAGCUGGCGCUGGGCGCGGGUCUGGACCCUUCACAGCACUCGGACCUGAUCCAGCUGCAGGGAGAUCUGAAGCAGCUGAUCGAGCUGACCCAGUCCAGCCUGGUGGCAGUGAAGAAGAGCAAACUUCUGGCUGCUCUAGAUACAAAUGCAUCUUCCUCCUCCCCGGCGGGGCUCCUGGAGCAGGACAGCGAGCCCAACAGCUCAGCCCAGGAUGAGGAGUAUGCUGCUUUUCAGGAGGCCAUUGCUGGGCUGGGAAGUGAGGAGAAGCCUUUGGCUGCCAACACUGAGCUGCUGUCCAAGGGAGAGGGAGAAACUGGUGACCAAAAUGAGCAGAGGCACAGUGAAGAGGAGGAGGAGUCUGACAGAGAGGAGGAGGAGGAGGAGGAGGAGGAAUUGAGUGGGAUGAAGGUUAAAGCCCCCUACUACAGUUCCUGGGGGACCCUGGAGUACCACAAUGCCAUGAUUGUGGGGACAGAGGAGCUGGAAGAUGGCACUGCAGGGGUGAGGGUGCUGUACCUCUACCCAACCCACAAAUCCCUGAAGCCCUGUCCCUUCUUCCUGGAUGACAAAUGCAGAUUUCAGGAGAACUGUAGGUUCUCCCAUGGCCAGGUGGUCCCUGUGGAGGAGCUCCAGCCCUUCCAGGAGCCCAACCUCAGCUCCCUGGGGAUGGGCUCAUCCUGCCUGGCAAAGCACAGUGAUGGGAUCUGGUAUCCUGCCAGGAUCACAGACAUUGACAGUGGUUACUACACUGUGAAGUUUGAUUCCCUGCUGCUGAAGGAGGCUGUGGUGGAAGGGGACAGCAUCAUCCCCCCCCUGAGGAGUGAGGAGGGGGCUUCAUCUCCUGAGUCUGAUGCUGACAGUGUGGAUGACUCAGGUUAUGCUAAAGUGAUCCAUUCAGGAGCUGCAGAGAGCAGGGAGUGGAGCCCUGCCUGCAGCUCCUCCUUUGGGGGCUGGGAGGCUCACACUCGUGGGAUUGGCUCCAAACUCCUCAUCCAGAUGGGAUACGAGUUUGGGAAAGGCUUAGGGAAGAAUUCCGAGGGCCGCGUGGAGCCGGUGCAGGCUGUGGUGCUUCCUCGAGGGAAAUCCCUGGACCAGUGCGCAGAGGUGCUGCAGAGGAAGAGGAUGGGGAAGCUGGAACCCGGCACCUCCAGGAAGCGGAGGGAGAAGGGAAGCGGCUCCGGACAGACCCCUGGUGGCAGCCGGAAGGCUCGACACAACGUCUUCGAUUUCUUGAACGAGAAACUGCGAGGGAAAAGCAGCGGGGAGAAGGUGGGAGGGGUGGCACUGCCGGAGAGGAACAGCAAGGAGAUCUAUCGUGCCAGCAAGAGCAGCAGAAAGGCCCUGAGCAUCCGGCUCUUCCAGACGGUGGAGAAGAUUGAGCAGACCCAGAGGGACAUCAGGGGCAUCCAGCAGGCCCUGGAAAGGAACAUUGGGAGGCACAAUGUUGCUGCAGCUCAGCUGGAGAAGAAGUUGGCCAAUGCCCACAGGCAGCUGGGGCAGCUGCAGGCCCAGGAAGCCACUCUGCAGAGAGAGCAGAAGAAAGCAGAGACACACAAGAAGAUGACUGAGUUCUGACCUCUGAGGAAGGCCUCAGGCUGCAGGGAUUGUCCUUGGAGCCUCAGAGCCAGGCUGAGCCAUCCUGCUCCUCUGGCCUUUGGGGUUGAAAACUGGGCUGAAAAGCUGCAGUUUCUGAACCUCUCCAGUUUUGUGAGUGCUGCAGAGGGGGGGAGCACACACCCACCCCCCCAAAAAGCCUCCAGGCAGCCUCAGCCUUGUGGAAGGAGCUGCUGUGAGCAAUCAGUCCAGUUCUCUGCUCUCCUGCUCACUUCUUCCCUCUCUCCUCUGGUGGCACCUCCACCCAGAGCCUGCAGCUGCUGAGCUGCUGACAUGGGUGGCUGUGAACCAGCUGGGGGGGUUCUGCCACCAGCUGUGGCUUGGGCUGGCAGCCAGCUGACAAAUGGAAGCAGAGUCAGGGUCCUGAGCACGUUCUGGUGAAGCUGCAGAGCCUCCUGUGGGGUGGGAAGAGCCAAGGCAGAGCGUGGCUCCUGCUGCUCCCUGCACUUGGGGUUUCACUGGGGGAUUUAUCCAAAAACUCUGUUCUAGAGGGGGGGGGAAGGGGGGCAGCAGAUCCUUGCAGCCCUGGUGUGAGGGAUAGGUGGGCCAAGUGGCAGCUUGGAGGUACCAGUGGCCUCAAGGCUCAGAUUUGAUCCCUUUGGCAGCCAAGUGUCCUCAGGACAUGGAGCAGCCCCACUGCAGCAGAGCACAGAGCUGUGGGGAUGGGGCAGCAGGGCAGCAGCCUCAACCCUCCCAGCUGGCAACCUGGUGGCUUUGGCCAUCAUCACUUGAGUUUUCCUGUCCCAGGUGGCUCACUGAACACAGCUCCUGUGAUGAAGAAACCUCAGGACCCAGAUCCAGGGUCUGGCUGAGCAGAAGGAUCAGGAGAGCUCCAGGCUGGGCUGGUGCAGCCCCAGGGCCCUUCCCUGCAGCUUGGGGCAGGCAGGAUGUCUGCUCCAGUAGGUUCUGUGCUGUGCCAGUCCUUCCCCAGAGGUAAUGGUGGUGGCACUGAGGAGUUUCUGCUGGGACUUGGACAUUCUGAUUGCUUUUUUUUUUUCUGAGUUGUAAUUUCAUGCCAGCAUCUCAAGGACACUUUUUUUUUUUUCCUUAAUUUAAGGAAACAGUUUCCUUGUAUGAUGAGAGUCGUUUCUUCUAAUGAAAAGUUGGGGUACCACCUUUUUUUUUCUUUGAAAUCUGUUCCUCAGAAAACUCCCUGAGCAGGGAGCUGCCCUGACUCCUAGGCUGAGGCUGCCAGACCAGAAAACCCAAAGCUGGAGGAGACACCAUUCAAUGGACUGCUGCAGAAACACCUCAGAAAACACAGAGUGGCAGCAAAAAUAAACAAGACAAACACCUUCAGGAAACCUGCUGGUGACUGUGUCCUCCUGGAGAGCACUGGGGUGGUCAGGGCUGGGUCUGCAGGGUGCCCUGGGCUGCCAGGAGCCUUUCUGCAUCCAUCAGUUUCUGCCCAGCUUGGCUGCUCUGCCUUUGUUGUUCUCCUGUUCUGCACCUCUGGGGUUUCAUGAAGGGUUGCACAAUGGUUGCUCAGUGCCCUGCCCUCACCAGUGACUCUUUGUGUCCCACACUCCAGUGCUGAGUGGUGACAAGGAUGAAUGUCCCCAGCUCAGCGUGGCUGCUGGCGGGAGCAGAGAGAGCUCUGAGUUUGGUUUGAGCUCUCACACUGCUCCAGGUCAUCCCCUCUCGGAGCAGAACUGGGGCUGUGAGCCCCUCUGGCUCUGCUCAGUCUCCUUUUUUGACCUUCCCUUGGGGUUUCCACAGCUCAGGCUCCUGUUCCAGUGGCUCCCACCCGAGACACUUCCCCUCCCCGGUGAAUAAACGUGGGCUCUGUGUC